AACCUAAGUGAGUUUUGUACUAUUUUCUCUCUCUCCAUGAACAAGAGUGAUAGUUGUACACUAAAAAUAGCCAUCAUUUGCAUCAAAAUCUCACAAAAAACGUCAAACACACAAAUCUUAGUGAGUUUUAUAACUUUUUUUUCUCUUUCCAUUGGAACAAUUGUAUACUAAAAGUAACCAUCAUGAGUAUGAUGGCGGUGCUACUUUUGAUUUGCAUCAUUUUGAUGUCACUAAAAAUUGCCUAUGAAACUCUCUCAUUUUACUAUUUGAUUCCCAGACGUAUCACUAAAAUUAUGAAAAAACAAGGUGUGUGUGGUCCUAGACCUCGAUUUCUUGUUGGAAAUAUCUUUGAUAUGACUUCUCUUGUCUCCAAAUCAACCUCAAAUGACAUGGAUUCUAUUCACCAUGAUAUCGUCGCUCGCCUUUUGCCCCAUUACGUCGCUUGGUCUAAGAUUUAUGGGAAACGAUUCAUUUUUUGGAACGGGACAGAGCCGAGAAUGUGUUUAUCAGAAGCAGAUUUAAUCAAAGAACUUUUUUCAAAGUAUAGCAGUGUUUCUGGAAAAUCAUGGUUACAACAACAAGGUUCUAAACAUUUUAUCGGGCGCGGACUUUUGAUGGCUAACGGCGACGAUUGGUACCAUCAACGCCACAUUGUUGCUCCUGCUUUCAUCGGAGAUAAAUUAAAGAGUUAUGCGGGAUAUAUGGUGGAAUGUACUAGUGGGUUGCUCCGAUCACUCGAAAAUGCGGUCAAAUCAGGUCAAAUGGAGUUCGAGAUGGGAGAGUACAUGACUCGACUCACUGCUGAAAUAAUUUCGAGAACAGAGUUUGAUAGUAGCUAUGAGAAGGGAAAACAAAUAUUCCAUUUAUUAACUAUUCUACAGAAAAAGUGCGCGCAAGCUAGUCGACACUUGUGCUUUCCUGGAAGCAGAUUUUUUCCGAGUAAAUAUAACAGAGACAUAAAGACAUUAAAAAUAGAAGUGGAGACGCUACUAAUGGAAAUAAUACAAAGUCGAAAAGAUGGUGUAGAAAUUGGGCGAAGCAGUUCGUAUGGGAAUGAUUUAUUAGGAAUGUUACUAAAUGAGAUGCAAAAGAAAAGAUCAAGCAAUGGAUUCAGCUUGAAUUUGCAGCUUAUUAUGGAUGAAUGCAAAACUUUUUUCUUUGCUGGACAUGAAACCACUGCCCUUUUGUUAACUUGGACGGUUAUGUUGUUAGCAAGUAAUCCCUCUUGGCUGGUUCAAUUUAUAUAUACACCGAUAAUAUAUAAUUUUUAUUUUUUUGCGUUGAGUAUGAUAAUCAACGAGUCGUUACGACUAUAUCCACCAGCGACUGUACUUCCAAGAAUGGCAUUUGAGGAUUUCAAAUUAGGUGAUCUUAAUAUACCCAAAGGAUUAUCAAUAUGGAUUCCAGUACUUGCCAUACAUCACAGUGAAGAAAUUUGGGGAAAAGAUGCAAAUGAAUUUAGGCCUGAUCGUUUUGCCUCUAAGCCCUUUACUGCCGGACGGAAUUUUCUUCCGUUCGCCGCCGGUCCUCGGAAUUGUGUUGGACAAUCAUUUGCCCUAAUGGAAGCUAAGAUUAUAUUAGCAAUGUUAAUAUCGAAAUUUCGAUUCACUAUUUCAGAGAAUUAUCGUCAUGCACCUGUAAUUGUCCUCACUAUUAAGCCUAAAUAUGGAGUUCAAGUCAAAUUAACACCUUUGACUACUUAG
Molecule: messenger RNA, 1703 nt
Organism: Solanum lycopersicum (tomato)
Lineage: Eukaryota; Viridiplantae; Streptophyta; Magnoliopsida; Solanales; Solanaceae
Gene: CYP735A1
Product: cytokinin hydroxylase-like
Molecular function (GO): monooxygenase activity; iron ion binding; oxidoreductase activity, acting on paired donors, with incorporation or reduction of molecular oxygen
Source: RefSeq, marked validated